Molecule: messenger RNA, 3312 nt
Organism: Salvia splendens (bonfire salvia)
Lineage: Eukaryota; Viridiplantae; Streptophyta; Magnoliopsida; Lamiales; Lamiaceae
Exons: 6
Coding region: 1-3312 (1103 amino acids)
Biological process (GO): telomere maintenance; DNA repair
Molecular function (GO): DNA helicase activity
Source: RefSeq, a predicted model, not a curated record
AUGGGUAGUCUAUUGCCUGAAGAUGGUUGUAUUCCAAAGUUUGCCCAAUUGUACAUUUAUGAUACAGAAAAUGAGAUUAAUCGUAGGAUAAACUCUGUGAGGGGGAGGAAUGAUUUGAAUAAUCUGCAUUCAGAAAUAGUUGUUGAUCUCCAAAAAAUGUUGGAUGAAGAAAAUGUUUUGGUCAAAUCCUUCCGAAUGGUCAAAGACAAGAUUAAUGAAGAAAAUCAUCCAAAUGUCAGUUUAAGAUUACUUGGCAAGAGAGGUAGGGAUGGGAGAACUUAUAACCUUCCUACUGUUUCCGAGGUUGCUUUGCUUGUGGUUGGUGAUUUUGAUGAAGCUUGGCAAUUUGUUGUUGAUGCUUAUACUAUGAUUGAGACUGGUCGUCUAAGGUUCGUACGCACACAAAAGAAAAAAUUACGGGCUGAAAUGUAUAAUGGUCUUGCGGAGGCUGUUCUUCGAGGUGAGACAGAUGGUUCAAUGCAUGGUAAACGAAUCAUUUUGCCUUCAAGUUUUGUUGGUGGGGCAAGAUAUAUGAUUCAGAAUUACCAAGAUGCCAUGGCAAUUUGUAGAUGGUUUGGUUAUCCAAAUUUGUUUAUUACCUUUACUUGUAAUCCGAAAUGGCCAGAGAUUGUUAGAUUUCUUGGUGCCAAGGGGUUGAAACCGGAUGAUCGACCCGAUGUUGUCUGUAGGAUUUUUAAAGUGAAGUUGGAUAAUUUGAUAAGAGAUCUUAAGACCAACCAAAUUUUUGGAGCUGUGAAAGCGGUUGUGUAUACUAUUGAGUUUCAGAAACGUGGAUUGCCUCAUGCCCAUAUUUUGCUUUUCUUAAGCAAUGAGGACAAAUUACCUCAACCUAGACGCAUUGAUGAGAUUAUUUCUGCUAAAAUUCCUGAUCCAGCAAUUGAUCCUUGCUAUUAUGAAAAUGUCAAAGAAUUCAUGGUGCAUGGACCAUGUGGUGUUGUUCGUAAAUCUUCUCCGUGCAUGCGUGAUGGAAGAUGUUCGAAAUAUUUCCCAAAGCAAUAUCUUGAUGCCACAAAGUUUGAUGAUGAUGGUUUUCCGGUUUACAGACGUAGAGAUAAUGGUCGUGUUGUUAUGAAGGAUGGUGUGCCCUUGGAUAAUAGAUAUAUUGUUCCACACAACCGUGCAUUGCUUAUGAAAUACGGUGGUCACAUCAAUGUUGAGUGGUGCAAUCAAUCGCAAUCCAUCAAGUAUUUGUUUAAGUACAUAAACAAGGGUCAUGAUCGUGUUACAACGUCUUUUUUCCAAACUGGUGCGGAUGGUGCUAGGCAGAAUUUGGAUGAAGUUAGUUUGUACUAUGAUUGUAGGUAUAUAUCGUCAUGUGAAGCUGCUUGGAGAAUUUUCGGAUUUGAAAUUCAAUAUAAGGAGCCUUCUGUUGAAAGACUGAGUUUUCACCUUCCGAAUGAACAACAUGUUAUUUUUAAUGAAUCAGAUCCGUUGGACAACGUUCUAAAUCGUCAUACUAUUCAUCAAAGCAAGUUUUUGGGUUGGAUGGAGGCAAAUAAGAUUUAUUCUGAAGGUCGAAAUCUCACUUAUGGAGAAUUUCCGACCAAAUUUGUGUGGAAAACCCAUCAUUGGCAACCUAGAAAACAACGGUUUUCCAUAGGGAGGUUGUUUUAUGUUGCUCCAGGUUCUGGUGAUAUCUAUUACUUGAGAUGUUUGUUGAAUAUUGUUAAAGGAGCUACAUCAUACGAAGACAUUAGAUGUGUCAAUGGGGUUCAAUAUGAUACGUUUCGAGAUGCCAGCUAUGCAUUAGGAUUGUUGGAUGAUGAUAAAGAAUAUGUUGAUGGCAUUAUAGAGGCAUCCUUUUGGUCUUCUGCGCAUUCUAUAAGAUUGUUAUUUGUGAGUUUAUUGACAUCAGAAUCUAUUUCAAGGCCGGAUUUUGUUUGGCGAAGUUGUUGGAAAUAUUUAUCAGAUGAUGUUCAGUAUAACCAACGAAAAUUAAGAAAUCAUGCAGGUUUGAUGCUGGAUGACGAAGAAAUUCAGAAUUUUGCAUUGGCGGAGAUUGAGAAAUUGUUGUUAAAUUUUGGGAAAAGUUUGCGCGAUUUCCAGGGCAUGCCUUAUCCAAGAUCGGAGUAUUUUGAAUCAUUUGACAAUAAGUUGAUUAGCGAUGAGUUAUGUUAUGAUCGUGAAUCUUUAGGAAGAGAACAUUUGGAAUUUCUUACCAAGUUCACUGAUGAACAACUUUAUGUUCAUGAUACUAUUAUGUCAUCUGUCUAUUCAAGUGAUGGAGGAAUGUUUUUUGUCUAUGGUUAUGGAGGUACUGGUAAAACUUUCAUAUGGAAGUCUUUGUCAGCCGGGAUUCGUUCUAAGGGUGAUAUUGUUUUAAACGUGGCAUCGAGUGGCAUAGCUUCUUUACUUUUGCCUGGAGGUAGAACAGCUCAUUCUCGAUUUAAGAUUCCCAUCAUUGUUAAUGAAGAUUCUAUGUGCAAUAUAAAACCAGGGAGUGCACUUGCUGAACUGAUUGUAAGAGCUAAGCUUAUCAUAUGGGAUGAAGCUCCGAUGAUUCAUAAACAUUGCGUAGAAGCUGUGGAUAGGACUUUUAGAGAUAUUAUGCGUGUAUGUAAUGAACGUAGUACGGACAAACCCUUUGGCGGAAAAACAGUUGUUUUUGGAGGUGAUUUCAGACAAAUCUUACCAGUUGUUCCUAAGGGUAGUAGGCAAGAUGUUGUGAAUGCCGCUCUUAACUCUUCAUAUCUUUGGAGGAAUUGCACAGUUCUGAGGUUGACCAAAAACAUGCGACUUUUGAGUGCUGCAUCUUCUGUUGAAGUUUCACAACUGAAGGAAUUUUCUUCUUGGGUUGCUUCUAUUGGAGAUGGAGUUGUUGGUGGUCCAAAUGAUGGUGAUGUCACUAUUGAUCUUCCUUCUGACAUUGUUUUGUCUAAUUCUGGGGAUCCUCUUAGAACAAUUGUUUCAACGAUAUAUCCAUCAUAUAUGAAUCAUGAGGACUUGAUGAAAUGUUUGCAUGAUCGUGCCAUACUUGCUCCUACUUUAGAGGUUGUCGAUGAGGUUAACCAAUUCAUGAUGUCGUUGGAUCAGUCUGAGGGUCGAGUUUAUUUGAGUUCUGAUAGUAUCUCAAACUCAGAUUUGACCUCAAAUGGCUUAGCUGAGAUACAUUCUGUUGAAUUCUUGAAUAAGUUGAAGUGUUCAGUCUUCAGUCAUGGACAGUUGUAUGUUGCUAUAUCUAGAGUUACGAGUCGUGGAGGUCUCAAGAUUUUAGUUUGUGGAGAUGAAGAUGAUAAUAGAAGUGAUGCUACUAUUAAUGUUGUUUACAAAGAAGUUUUUCAAAACUUAUGA